UCCAAAUCAUAACCAGGGCCAAUACUUCAAACCCAACUUCAAAGUCUAGCUGGUUACAACAACAACUGCUCUGUUGAUAGCCAUUUCCUUUUGUUUUCAAAUGCCCUUUUUAUACAUGAAGCCAGAAAGUCUUUGCCUUUUGUGUUUGUGUUUUAGUUUUGAACUAAUAAUUCAAGAUCAUAAUCUAUCUGUGUAAAAAUUUCAUCAAUUGGUAAUGGCAAGACCAAACAACAAGAACAUACAAGCCAAGCUGGUGGGUACUUCUUGGGGACAUGGGAACUGGAAAGACAAGUCUGGUUUUGAGAUUUGUCAAGGGCCAAUUUUUUGAUUUCCAGGAAUCGACAAUUGGAGCUGCCUUUUUCACUCAGGUUUUGUCGCUGAAUGAGGCCACUAUAAAGUUUGAUAUAUGGGACACAGCAGGGCAGGAGCGAUAUCAUAGCUUGGCUCCGAUGUACUACCGUGGUGCAGCUGCAGCUGUUGUGGUGUAUGAUAUCACAAGCACGGAUUCAUUUGAGAGAGCCAAAAGAUGGGUUCUAGAAUUGCAAAGACAAGGUAAUCCAAAUUUGAUUAUGUUCUUGGCGGCCAACAAAGUUGACUUGGGAGAUAAAAGAAAAGUUGCCAGUGAGGAAGGUGAGCAAUAUGCUAAAGAAAAUGGCUUGGUUUUUCUUGAAACUUCUGCAAAAACAGCACAAAAUGUCAAUGAGCUCUUUUAUGAAAUAGCUAAGAAAUUGGCAAAAGCUGCCCCUUCUCGUCCAACUGGAAUGAAAUUGCAAAACAGACAACCAGAACGCUCAAGAGGGAUGUUCUGCUGCUCCUAAUGAAUGAUGAUUCCCAUACUUGAUCUACUUGAAGGAUCUCCUGAACUCUUGGAGAGGAUAUCGCAAUUUACAGGAAUCAAAUGGGAUAUUUCAAGAGAAAAUUGUUCUGUGCAGAAGGCAAUUCUCGUGAAAAUUUGUUGUAUGUAUAUUUGUUACCUCUCAAAUACAAAUGCCUUGUGACAAUACUAAACAUUAACAUGCUCGAUUAUAUGCAAGAAAAGACUGUUUGAUCUUUAAA
Molecule: messenger RNA, 1056 nt
Organism: Ricinus communis (castor bean)
Lineage: Eukaryota; Viridiplantae; Streptophyta; Magnoliopsida; Malpighiales; Euphorbiaceae
Product: ras-related protein RHN1
Exons: 8
Coding region: 273-818 (181 amino acids)
Molecular function (GO): GTPase activity; GTP binding
Source: RefSeq, a predicted model, not a curated record